Molecule: messenger RNA, 522 nt
Organism: Cryptomeria japonica (Japanese cedar)
Lineage: Eukaryota; Viridiplantae; Streptophyta; Pinopsida; Cupressales; Cupressaceae
Exons: 2
Coding region: 1-522 (173 amino acids)
Source: RefSeq, a predicted model, not a curated record
AUGGAACAAUUACUGAGCACGGUGGCAGGGUCAGAAAUGUUCUCAAUGCUCGACGGUUUCUUGGGGUACAACCAGACAACAAAGCUCAUUCACGGGAGGGGCAUUUGUGAAAAUAUAGUUUGGGGAUACAAACCUCGUGAAGAUGAACUGGCUGCAGAAGAGGCUGUUAUGUUUUCACCUGAUGCUCCACAAGCUUGUUGGAUCGAGGCCAGGAAGCAAUUCAUGAAGGCCGAGAUUUUUCCCGAUGACCUCCCUUCCAAAAAGAGAAGGUUUUACAGGUUCCAAAAGAGCGGUUUCCGUUUGAUAGACAGAGUACUCUUCAAAAGAAAUUUUGAUGGAAUCCUGCUCUGUUGUGUAGAUCGAAGCCAAGCAGAUAAAAUCCUACAUGAAUUCCACUAUGGCUCCUCAAGAGGCUAUUUCUCCGCACCUACAACCGUUAUCAAAAUUACCCAAGCUGGAUAUUUUUGGUCCUCAAUGCUCAAGGCCGCACACAAUCUGAUAAGGGAAUGCAAGGAGUGCUAG